AUGUUUCGAUCACGGUUGCUGCCGCGUGCAGCGAAAAGCAUCGGCCUCGGCCCGCGAAUCAACCCCAAUGCCACAAGGAGCCUCCAUCAGGUCCCUACGCUGCCUCACGACUACUCCCAGGGCGUUCCCAACCUCAUGAGCCCUGGAGGCUUCGCAAUCGCCUGGUCAGACUACAUGUCACUGACGGUAGAGAAGCUCAAUGCCCUGACUGCCGGCACCGAGCUCGAAGACAAGGACACCAAAACCAUAAGUCUCCUGACGGCCCGCGAGCCCAGCCAAGCCCCCAUCUUCAACUACGCCUCCAUGGCCCACAACAACCACUUCUUCUUCCAGGGCAUCUCGCCCGCCGGCACCCCCAUGCCCGAGACUCUGCGCGCCGAGCUCGAGGCCUGCUUCUCGUCCAUCGAGACCCUCCGCCGCGAAUUCAUCAUCACCGCCUCCGCCAUGUUCGGCCCCGGCUUCGUCUGGCUCGUCAAAGCCGGCCCCAGCGACUUCCGCGUCCUGCCCACCUACCUCGCUGGCUCGCCGUACCCAGGAGCCCACUGGCGCGCCCAGCCUACGGACAUGAACACCGUGGGCAACGACGGCUCCGCCAAGUCCUACUUCAAGAACCAAGUCUACGGCAAUAGGAAGCGAUCCGGCGACCUGCCCCCCGGUGGCAUCGAGCUGGAGCCACUGCUGUGCUUGAACACGUGGGAACACGCGUGGCUGCUGGACUGGGGUGUGGGCGCUGGCGGCAACGGCGGCAAGAUUGCCUAUGCUGAGGCGUGGUGGAAUCUGAUUGACUGGGAAAGGGUCGCUCACAGGGCUGGUUCCAUUCGGCCAGAGUUCAAAACGGCGGCGCAGUAG
Messenger RNA from Pochonia chlamydosporia 170, 849 nucleotides. Its product is annotated as superoxide dismutase. The record is from RefSeq and is a predicted model, not a curated record. Bases 1 to 849 code for a protein of 282 amino acids. The transcript is spliced from 2 exons. Gene Ontology annotation, biological process: superoxide metabolic process. Lineage: Eukaryota; Fungi; Ascomycota; Sordariomycetes; Hypocreales; Clavicipitaceae. Gene Ontology annotation, molecular function: metal ion binding; superoxide dismutase activity.